UAUUCGUCCUUCCUCUCUGUCCCUUCCCCUCCCCCACUUUCACCAGAGAAGUCAGACUCCGGGAGUGCUUUAACAGUUUGAAGCCUAAUCUGAAAGAGGAAGAAGAAUCUCUAUAUAUUGGUUAGCAAAUGUGCCCUGCCCUUCCCCUCUUAAAAAUAGCAGCACCUCAUCUUUGAAAAGAAGUUUGCCUAAAGAGCAGGCACUCUGUGAAUGGACUGUGCUUUUAUGACCUUACAAAGUAUCCAGAUUCUAUGCAGCUCACCAACGAGGAUUAGCUCUGCAAGGACUUCUAGACUGAAUUUACUGAAGACUUGGAGCAGGCUUCUGAGAGCAAACGCAAAAGGACAGUAAACUGUGGACCCUGAAGUUAGCAGCUUGGGCUUCCUCUGAUAUUACACCAUAAAAAGCGCUGAACACUGUAAGAAGGAACAUUUGUGAAGGUACUACAGUGCCAGAAAGAGGCAAAAAGCAGACAUUCCUAGAGAAACAUGGAUGGAACCGGAAACCUGACAGCAUCUUCUGCCACAUGCCAUGACACUAUUGAUGAAUUCCGCAAUCAAGUGUAUUCCACCUUGUACUCUAUGAUCUCUGUUGUAGGCUUCUUUGGCAAUGGCUUUGUGCUCUAUGUCCUCAUAAAAACCUAUCAUGAGAAGUCAGCCUUCCAAGUAUACAUGAUUAAUUUAGCAAUAGCAGAUCUACUCUGUGUGUGCACACUGCCUCUCCGUGUGGUCUAUUAUGUUCACAAAGGAAUUUGGUUCUUCGGUGACUUUUUGUGCCGCCUCAGCACCUAUGCUUUGUAUGUCAACCUCUAUUGUAGCAUCUUCUUUAUGACAGCCAUGAGCUUUUUCCGGUGCAUUGCAAUUGUUUUCCCAGUCAGGAACAUUCAUUUGGUUACACAGAAAAAAGCCAGGUUUGUGUGUGUUGGUAUUUGGAUUUUUGUGAUUUUGGCCAGUUCUCCAUUUUUAAUAACCAAGUCACACAAAGAUGAGAAAAAUAAUACCAAGUGCUUUGAGCCCCCACAAGACAAUCAAACUAAAAAUCAUGUUUUGAUCUUGCAUUAUGUGUCAUUGUUUCUUGGCUUUAUCAUCCCUUUUGUUAUUAUAAUUGUCUGUUACACAAUGAUCAUUUUGACCUUACUAAAAAAAUCAAUGAAGAAAAAUCUGUCAAGUCAUAAAAAGGCUAUAGGAAUGAUCAUGGUCGUGACAGCUGCCUUUUUAGUCAGUUUCAUGCCAUAUCAUAUUCAGCGUACCAUUCACCUUCAUUUUUUACACAAUGAAACUAAACCCUGUGAUUCUGUCCUUAGAAUGCAGAAGUCAGUUGUCAUAACCUUGUCUCUGGCUGCAUCAAAUUGUUGCUUUGAUCCGCUCCUAUAUUUCUUUUCUGGGGGUAACUUUAGGAGAAGACUGUCUACAUUUAGAAAGCAUUCCUUGUCCAGCAUGACUUUGCCCAGGAAGAAAGCCUCUUUGCCAGAAAAAGGAGAAGAAAUAUGUAAAGUAUAGUUUAAACCUAUUUCCAGUCCAAACCAAUGAGAACAGUUUCCCAAAUGAGUACUUUCUCAAAUCAUUUAAAUAAAAUACAAUUUUGUAUUAAUAUUUCAUGAAUACUUAACUAUAUAUGCCUACAAAUCUAUCUCAUUUAUGCAUUCACAUUACUAGAUAUUUGUAGAUAUUUUAAAUGCUAAAAAUUCAGACCAUGACUAAGAACUAAAUUAUAGAUAAUUUUGACCAUUCACCAGAAUUUGAAGAGUAUUUGUAUCUUUGCACUAUAAAAUAUGUCUCAUAUUAAGGUUUGUAUUUUCAAAUAAAAGCUUUACAAAGGAUAAAAUAUAUAAAAUUCGUUCAUGUAAAUUAUAUGUAAGCUAACAGUUAUAAAAUUUUUAAAAAGAUAUAAAAUUGCCAAUAGUUCUCAAUCAUUCUAACAUAUUCCUUUGCAUGCAUGCCAUCAGAUGAGAACAGGAGAUAAAUACAAAAUAAACUACAAAGGAUUUAUGAAGAAAAUUUUGAACGUUCAUGUUACAAAUUCUUUUAAGAAGUACAUACAUUUAUGUAUAUGUAUACAACUAUAUGUAAGAGACUUUACUCUGAUAUACAUUAUGGUUGAAAGUUCACUGUAAGUUUUAUUAUUAUUUAAUUACUUUUUGUUGGUAUGUUGAGAAGAAUAUCAUUGAUAUGUUUACAGUGAGUUUUAUAUUACAGUGGACACUUUGAUCUUAAAACAGACACAAUAACUCAUCUAGGCUCAAAUAUAAUAUUCAUGGACAAGCUUUUGCUGAAGUGUAGUGUGUACUUUAACUUUGUGUUUUAAAAGGUACAUUACUUCAGAGGAAAUAAAUGAUAACUAUAAAGAAAAA
This is a messenger RNA of Cebus imitator (Panamanian white-faced capuchin), 2350 nucleotides long. It is a transcript of the gene CYSLTR1, whose product is annotated as cysteinyl leukotriene receptor 1. Gene Ontology annotation, biological process: G protein-coupled receptor signaling pathway. Gene Ontology annotation, molecular function: leukotriene receptor activity. The transcript is spliced from 3 exons. The coding region runs from base 489 to 1499 and encodes 336 amino acids. Gene Ontology annotation, cellular component: plasma membrane. The record is from RefSeq and is a predicted model, not a curated record. NCBI's taxonomy places the organism in Eukaryota, Metazoa, Chordata, Mammalia, Primates, Cebidae.